Humulus lupulus (European hop) is the source of this 999-nucleotide messenger RNA. RefSeq names its product protein neprosin-like. The transcript has 7 exons. The coding region runs from base 1 to 999 and encodes 332 amino acids. NCBI's taxonomy places the organism in Eukaryota, Viridiplantae, Streptophyta, Magnoliopsida, Rosales, Cannabaceae. The record is from RefSeq and is a predicted model, not a curated record.
AUGGUAGACCUUAACAAAGCUGCUGUUCAAGGCAUUUUUAAGGAAAGAGAUCCCACCAUUUUGCUGCCUAAUCACUCUGAUGAUAUCUCUUCUCAUCUAACUUCGGACAUUGGAGAUGGAAGAAAAUUGCAUAGUUCAGAGUUAGGUAAACGCAAAGGAACGAUCAAAACCAUAGAGAGUGAUGAUGGUGAUGUGAUCGAUUGUGUUGAUAUUUACAAGCAACCUGCUUUUGAUCAUCCGCUUCUCAAGAACCAUACCAUAGAGUAUGCCGAAGUAACGAUGUUGGGUGGUCCAUACUUUGGAGCAAAAUCAAAUAUCAACGUAUGGAAUCCAGAUUCACACGGAACAAUGAGUGUUUCUCAAAUAUGGGUUGCGUCAUCAUCCAAUAACUAUGACCAACUUAAUACUAUAGAAGCUGGUUGGAUAGCUGGUAAUGGUGACCCAAGAACACGAUUCUUUAUUUAUUGGACAAGGGAUGGCUAUAAAGACACAGGUUGUUACGAUCUUGAUUGCCCCGGUUUUAUACAAGUAAGCAGGACUGCUGCUAUAGGUAGUAUAUUGGAUCCUAUUUCCAGCUAUAACGGGAAGCAAGCCUUUAUAAAUGUUGACAUAAACCAGGACACAGAGAAUGGAGAAUGGUGGCUGCGAUUUCAAAAUAAGGCAAUAGGUUAUUGGCCCAACACCAUAUUUAAGACAUUGGGGAAUGGUGCAGACCUCCUGAGUUGGGGUGGAGAAAUUGUUAACGAUGGAGCCAAAGGUCACCACUCAGAGACUCAGAUGGGGAGUGGUCAUUUUCCGGAUGAAGGCUACGGUAAAGCAAGCUAUUUUAGUAAUAUAAUGUACAUGGAUGAUUCCAAAUCCUACAAAGAUCCCGAGAAACUCACCGCUUAUGCUACCAAGCCUUCCUGCUAUGAUAUCAAAGUAGCAAUUGACAAGACUACUAACGGAACUCAUUUCUUCUAUGGUGGUCCUGGCUAUUCAGACAAAUGUCCAACUUGA